Molecule: messenger RNA, 3366 nt
Organism: Sphaerodactylus townsendi
Lineage: Eukaryota; Metazoa; Chordata; Lepidosauria; Squamata; Sphaerodactylidae
Gene: GALNT1
Product: polypeptide N-acetylgalactosaminyltransferase 1
Exons: 12
Coding region: 387-2066 (559 amino acids)
Cellular component (GO): Golgi apparatus
Source: RefSeq, a predicted model, not a curated record
UGGGAGGGGGCGGGCCGGCGAGGGCGCGCGCGCGUGCGCGGCUCGGGGGCGCGCGCGGGGACUGGCUGAGGCGGCGUCCGUGGCGGGGUACCGUUAACGGCGGCGGCGGCGGCGGCGGCGAGCGGGGCCGCGUCCUCCCCCGACCCAUGUCCGUCGCUCGCCCUUGUCCGGCUCCAGCGCGCCUCGGCCACGGAGGGAGACCCAGCCCGCGCCGCAGCCUCCCUCGGCCGCGCCGGUGACCGGCAGCCCCCGGCGGGAAAGCGGGGCGCGCCGCCCGACCCCCCGACCCCCGCCCAGCAGAUACAGAACAUGAUCUCUGGAAACAGGCUGACGGCUGACUCAUUGACUUCAAUGUACACCUAUUUUUGUAUUUGACUUAAAGUGCCAUGAGAAAGUUUGCAUAUUGCAAGGUGGUUCUUGCCACCUCGCUGGUUUGGGUCCUGUUGGAUAUGUUUCUGCUGCUUUACUUCAGUGAAUGCAACAAAUGUGAUGAGAAAAAGGAGCGAGGCCUACCUCCUGGAGAUGUUCCAGAACUGGUACCGAAGCCACAUGAAGGCCCAGGAGAAAUGGGAAAACCUGUUGUCAUUCCUAAAGAGGACCAAGAAAAAAUGAAGGAUAUGUUUAAAAUAAAUCAGUUUAAUUUAAUGGCAAGUGAAAUGAUUGCACUCAACAGAUCCUUACCUGAUGUCAGAUUGGAAGGGUGCAAGACAAAGCUGUAUCCGGACAACCUUCCUACGACGAGUGUUGUCAUUGUCUUUCACAAUGAAGCUUGGAGCACUCUCUUGCGAACAGUUCACAGUGUGAUAAACCGAUCACCACGACAGAUGCUCGAAGAAAUUAUAUUGGUCGAUGAUGCUAGUGAAAGAGACUUUUUGAAGAGACCCCUGGAGAACUAUGUGAAGAAGUUAAAAGUACCAGUUUAUGUGAUUCGAAUGGAGCAGCGUUCUGGAUUAAUUAGAGCCAGGUUGAAAGGUGCUGCUGCCUCGAAAGGCCAAGUCAUCACUUUCUUAGAUGCUCAUUGUGAAUGUACAGUGGGAUGGCUGGAACCUCUAUUAGCACGGAUAAAAGCUGACAGGAGAACGGUGGUUUGUCCUAUAAUUGAUGUCAUCAGUGAUGAUACCUUUGAAUAUAUGGCAGGCUCUGAUAUGACUUAUGGUGGGUUCAACUGGAAGUUGAACUUCCGAUGGUAUCCUGUUCCCCAGAGAGAAAUGGACCGAAGGAAAGGUGACAGGACCCUUCCCGUCAGGACACCUACAAUGGCAGGAGGUCUGUUUUCCAUAGACAGAGACUAUUUUCAAGAAAUUGGAACGUAUGAUGCUGGAAUGGAUAUAUGGGGAGGAGAAAAUCUAGAGAUUUCAUUUCGGAUUUGGCAGUGCGGAGGAACCCUGGAAAUUGUGACCUGUUCACAUGUUGGCCAUGUUUUUCGAAAAGCCACUCCUUAUACUUUCCCAGGAGGCACGGGGCAGAUAAUCAAUAAAAAUAAUAGAAGACUUGCAGAAGUGUGGAUGGAUGAGUUCAAGAACUUCUUCUAUAUAAUUUCCCCAGGCGUGACGAAGGUAGAUUAUGGAGACAUAUCAUCGCGAGCUGGACUACGACAGAAACUACAGUGCAGGCCCUUUUCUUGGUACCUAGAGAAUGUUUAUCCCGAUUCCCAAAUACCGCGCCACUAUUUCUCUUUGGGAGAGAUAAGAAACGUGGAAACGAAUCAAUGUCUUGAUAACAUGGCAAGAAAAGAAAAUGAAAAAGUUGGGAUUUUUAACUGUCACGGAAUGGGUGGUAAUCAGGUUUUCUCAUAUACAGCCAACAAAGAAAUUCGAACAGAUGAUUUGUGCUUAGAUGUCUCAAAACUGAAUGGCCCAGUCACGAUGCUCAAAUGCCACCAUUUAAAAGGCAACCAGCUUUGGGAAUAUGAUCCAGUGAAAUUAACCCUGUUGCAUGUGAACAGUAACCAGUGCCUGGAUAAAGCCACGGAAGACGACAGCCAGGUGCCCAGCAUCAGAGACUGCAGUGGCAACCGAUCUCAGCAAUGGCUUCUUCGUAACGUGACACUCCCAGAAACAUUCUGAAAAGGUGUCUAAGAGCAGGACUGACUGGGCUACCUCAGCAAGCGUCACGAGCUGCAGCCUUCCGUAGCAACCAGCGGCUGCCGGGCAUCUCAGCCACUGGGAUAAACUCUUCUGCAUCUUCAAGAGCUGUGAGCUAGCCAUCUUGGUGUCAAGGGUGUGGAGUAAAGGAGUACUUAUGAAUCAGAACACUGAUGUUUACAAGAUCGAAAAUCUUUCAUCGACUAAUAUAGAACGCUUGGACAAGCAAGAAAUAACCACAGAAAUAUGCUCUCUGGAGAGUGGCAUUAACCUAGUUUGCUUGUACAGUGGUAACGUUGGCCAAAAGUGCUGUCAUGAAGAUUUUUGCAUCGUUAAUAAUAACUUAGUUAAUAACUAAGUUAAUAAUAACUUAGAUACCAAUAUAAAUGAAGCAGAUACGGCGUCACAAGACAAAAAAAUGUCAUUAAUCAACAAAAUGUGUAAACAGGGUUUAGAAGCAAAGAAAAUCACAACUUUAAAAAGUACAAUUUGUAAUACUUAAAGCAUCAAAUUUAUAUGUAGAUUUUUUUACCUCAGUGGAAAAAAAAUAUCCAACUGAACAGCAACUUUAUGUUCAACUGUGUGGUAGUCCAUUAAUAUAUUUUUCCUCCCCUGAAGGGUCUGAAAUUAUUUUGGGCAAAAACAGAAUCAUGAGCAUAAAUAAAAUUGGGUCUUUGAAUGUCAGUUCAACUUUUUUUUUUCCUGGUUGGCUCGUGGCCUGUUUGAAUUCAUAUUUCUUAAUUGUCUGAAAACGGAAAGUUUAGCAUACUUUGUUACUUGCUGUCUCAAUUGUGCUUGGGUUACGCCACCUUUGUGACACUGUGUCACUGGUUCUUAAGGAAUUGCUUGAGUAUUUCAGGUUGAAGGUAACUUGACUGUGAUUGGAUGGGAUGCUGUGAAUCCGCUCUACUUGUGGCUGUUCUUCCCACCGACAGUAGGAGCCGUCCCCCAUUGCAGAAGGAAGGCAGCGGUUCGGUCUGCUGGAGAUCGGCACCUCCCACUAGUAAGAUGGGCCCACAGGAUCCAGCCCAUUAUGCCUCGAGGCCGUAUCGCAUUCUGCUUCACUGCAGACUUUGUUUUCACAGCAAUAACUCUUCCCUUCUUGGAUUCCAAUGGUCAGUCUGCAGAUAUGGCUUAUUCGGCUCUUGGGCAGCUGGCCUAUGAAUGAUUCCUUGAAGGGCUUUUCCACUUUCUAUUUGGAUGUCAUUCAUAUUUUGAUCAGAUUCUUGAAUUGUAAUGUUGAUCUGCUUUUUUGUUUCCUAAUAAAAUCAAAGGAAAAUUA